AUGAAGAUCAUUAUUCUCUUUUGCAUCAUCACCUUGACAUGUGUUUUUUUUGGAAAUGUUGUUUCAAAUGAUAAUCAUCUCCCAUACAAAGCUAUCUUCAACUUUGGUGACUCUAUAAGUGACACUGGAAAUGCUAUGAAGAGUUUUGGUCCCAUGCCUAGCAAUAGUCCUUAUGGCUCAACAUACUUCAAACAUCCAGCUGGGCGUUUGUCGAAUGGACGACUGAUCAUCGAUUUUAUUGCUGGGGCAUAUGGAUUGCCAUUUUUGCCUGCCUUACAUAAUCUCACCAAAGAUCAAGACAUUAUGAAAGGAGUGAAUUUUGCAUUUGCUGGUUCUAGUGCACUUGAAUAUAAGUUUUUCGCGCAACAUGCAGUCACGCCACCAGGGACAAAUAACUCGUUAAGUGUUCAACUUGGUUGGUUUAAGGAGCUAAAACCAUCCCUCUGUAAAAGCAAAAAAGCGUGUGAUCGCUACUUCAAAAAAUCAUUGUUUUUUGUUGGAGAGAUCGGUGGAAAUGAUAUUUUGUCUUAUGUUCUCACAAAUAAACCCGUUACAGAAAUUCGAGAAAUCGUGCCCUUAAUGGUUGAAGCAAUUGCAAAUACUACCUCAGUAUCUCCCAUUAAAGAAGGAGUGACAGAGCUAGUGAUUCCUGGUAACUUUCCAAUAGGGUGUAAUGCUGCUUUUUUAUCAAUUGUGGAUAGUAAGAAAAAAGAAGACUAUGAUGAACUUGGGUGCUUGAUACCCUACAAUACUUUAGUGGAAUACUUUAAUGAACAACUCAAAUGUGCUAUAGACACAUUACGACAAAAUAAUCCUCAAGCUCAGAUAAUAUAUUUUGACUACUACAAUGAUGCUAAACGUUUAUAUCAAGCACCGCAAAAAUAUGGGUUUACUUCUGACAAGAACGAGAUUUUGAAAGCAUGUUGUGGAUCAAAUGCACCAUACAAUGUCGAUGUAAAGAAACCAUGUGGAACUACUGGUACGACGGUUUGUUCAGACCCUUCAAAACAAAUAAAUUGGGAUGGAGCACACUUAACAGAAGCAGCUUAUAGAAUGAUUGCAAAGGGAUUAGUUGAAGGCCCUUUUGCAAACCCUUCUCUUAAAACUCCUCCUUUCAAGAUAGCUUAA
Trifolium pratense (red clover) is the source of this 1128-nucleotide messenger RNA. Its product is annotated as GDSL esterase/lipase At5g45910-like. Bases 1 to 1128 code for a protein of 375 amino acids. Gene Ontology annotation, molecular function: hydrolase activity, acting on ester bonds. The transcript is spliced from 5 exons. The record is from RefSeq and is a predicted model, not a curated record. NCBI's taxonomy places the organism in Eukaryota, Viridiplantae, Streptophyta, Magnoliopsida, Fabales, Fabaceae.